AUGCAGUAUGCCGAAGGGUCAACACUGCCGGUGGCAGCGGCAGACAAGUUGGACAAGCUUGUGGAGAUUUUGGAGGAGGAGAAAAAGAAUAAUCGUGGCUUGUUCCGCACACUAAUUUUCGUGCAGACCAAACGAACGGCCGAUGCUGUUGCCUUGAACCUUGCGCAACGUGACAUACCUUCAACCAGCAUUAAUGGUGAUCGUGACCAGAGGCAGCGUGAGGAGGCUCUACGAGAUUUUCGAACUGGUGCAGUUAAAGUACUUGUUGCCACCGAUGUAUGUGCUCGCGGACUGGAUGUGAAAGAUCUUGAACAUGUAAUCAACUAUGACAUGCCGCAUGACCGAGUGACGUACGUCCACCGCAUCGGUCGCACCGGGCGUCUGCACGAAGGCAAAGCAACAUCUUUGAUCGAUCCUGUCCGCGACAACGUCAUCAUCGAUUCGAUCGUGAAGGUUUCUGGUUCAAUCAUAUACGUGGUGCAAGAGGUGCAGCAGGUCCCGCCUCAGUUCAUGCUUGACUUAGCUCGAGGAUAUGGUUCACUGCGCCAGACUGGUUUUGGAUCCGGCGGUUUUUCCAGCGGCACAGGUGGCGACGGCUUUUCGAAAGGUUCCUCGAAAAGUGAAAGUGAGUUUUCCCUAAUUAUUAAGUUUUUCUCCGAUACGCAACGCGAAUUGUUUUAA
Molecule: messenger RNA, 681 nt
Organism: Gongylonema pulchrum
Lineage: Eukaryota; Metazoa; Nematoda; Chromadorea; Rhabditida; Gongylonematidae
Source: the annotation of a GenBank genome assembly